This is a messenger RNA of Metschnikowia bicuspidata var. bicuspidata NRRL YB-4993, 1356 nucleotides long. RefSeq names its product glutamate dehydrogenase (NADP(+)) (gene GDH3). The transcript has a single exon. NCBI's taxonomy places the organism in Eukaryota, Fungi, Ascomycota, Pichiomycetes, Serinales, Metschnikowiaceae. The record is from RefSeq and is a predicted model, not a curated record. Gene Ontology annotation, cellular component: cytosol. Gene Ontology annotation, molecular function: L-glutamate dehydrogenase (NADP+) activity. The coding region runs from base 1 to 1356 and encodes 451 amino acids.
AUGGUGUUGCCCCACGAACCCGAAUUCCAGCAAGCUUACAACGAGUUGUUGUCUGCCCUUGAAGACUCCACGCUUUUCACCGAGCACCCCGAGUACAAGAAGGUGAUCCCCGUUGUCUCUGUGCCGGAGAGAAUCAUCCAGUUCAGAGUCGCGUGGGAAAACGACAACCACGAGGUCGAGGUCAACAACGGGUUCCGUGUGCAGUUCAACUCUGCCUUGGGCCCAUACAAGGGCGGUCUCAGAUUCCACCCCAGCGUCAACUUGUCCAUCUUGAAGUUCUUGGGAUACGAGCAGAUCUUCAAGAACGCGUUGACCGGCUUGAUGAUGGGCGGCGGCAAGGGAGGCUCGGACUUCAACCCCAAGAACAGAUCCGACAACGAGAUCAGGAGAUUCUGCGUGGCCUUCAUGAGACAGUUGGCCAGAUACAUUGGUGCCGACACCGACGUGCCUGCGGGCGACAUUGGUGUGGGUGGCCGUGAGGUGGGCUUCCUUUUCGGCGCCUACAAGUCCAUGCAGAACAACUUCUCCGGUGUUUUGACCGGCAAGGGCUUGUCCUGGGGAGGCUCUUUGAUCAGGCCCGAGGCCACCGGCUACGGCACGGUGUACUACGUGGAGAAGAUGAUUGAGAAGGCCACCGGCGGCAAGGAGUCCUUCAAGGGCAAGCGCGUGGCCAUCUCCGGGUCCGGAAACGUGGCCCAGUACGCUGCCUUGAAGGUCAUUGAGUUGGGCGGAACCGUCGUGUCGUUGUCCGACUCCAAGGGCUCCAUCAUCGUGCAGGAGGGCAUCACGCCCGAGCAGGUCCAGGAGAUCAUCGUGGCCAAGGUCAAGUUCCAGUCGUUGGAGCAGAUCAUCUCGGCCUCCGCCUUCUCUGGCAAGAAGGUCGAGUACAUUGCCGGUGCGCGUCCAUGGGUCCACGUGGGCCAGGUCGACAUUGCCUUGCCAUGUGCCACGCAAAACGAGGUUUCUGGCGACGAGGCCAAGGUCUUGGUGGAGGCCAACUGUCUCUACAUUGCCGAGGGCUCCAACAUGGGUUCCACCAAAGAGGCCAUUGACGUGUUCGAGGCCAACAGAGCCAAGGGCGUUUGGUACGCUCCCGGCAAGGCGGCCAACUGUGGUGGUGUUGCCGUGUCUGGUUUGGAGAUGGCCCAGAACUCCCAGAGAGUCAAGUGGACCGAGGAGGAGGUUGACAACAAGUUGAAGGACAUCAUGUACACCUGUUUCGAGAACUGUUACGACACCGCCAUCAAGUACUCCGUGGACAAGGACGCCGGCUUGCCUUCGUUGUUGAAGGGUGCCAACAUCGCUGGUUUCAUCAAGGUUGCCGACGCCAUGUUCAACCAGGGUGAUGUCUUCUGA